AUGACUACCAUUCUCGACCAGCACAUUGGUCCGGUGGGCUAUGGCCUCAUGGGCUUGACAAGACCAGUUGGCCCAAUACCCCAGGAAGAUGCAUUUGCAGCAAUGAAUGCAGCUCUUGAAAGUGGUGCAAACUACUGGAAUGGCGGAGAAUUCUACGGCACCCCCGACCACAACACUUUGCAUCUUCUGAACGCAUAUUUCACAAAAUACCCAGAAAAGGCUUCAAGCAUUGUGCUCGCUAUCAAAGGAGCUCGUAUACCUGGCACAUUGAUCUUUGAUGGUAGUGAGAAGGGCGUUCGGCGAUCGGUUGACGAAUGCAAUCGGAUCCUUGAAGGCAAAAAAAGCCUUGAUAUCUUCGAAUGUGCUCGUAUCGAUACGAAAACUCCUAUUGAGGAGACUGUUAGAGUGCUAGGGGAGUUAGUGAAGGAAGGUAAAAUAGGUGGUAUUGGCCUCAGCGAGGUCAAGGAAGAGACGAUUCGUCGGGCAGCCAAGGUCCACCACAUUACUCAAGUGGAAGUGGAGUUGUCACUGUGGUCGCCAGACAUUCUGCACAAUGGAGUCGUACGAACUUGUGCUGAGCUAGGCAUCCCAAUAAUGGCAUAUGCACCUUUGAGCCGUGGUGGCCUUACAAUGGAACUGCCGGAGAAGGCGGAAGACUUGCCGCCGCACUUGCGAAAUUUCCCCAGGUUUCAAGGGGAUGCGUUGAAAGCAAAUCGACAACUCACGCAAGAAGUUCAGAAACUUGCCACAGAGAAGGGCUGCUCGGUACCUCAGAUCGCCAUAAACUGGGUUCGCGCGCAGAGUGGAAGGAACGGGAAUGGUGUCAUUAUCCCUAUACCAGGCGCAGAGAAGCCAGAGUGGGCGGCAGAAAACUGUAGACAGAUCAACCUCACAGAAGAAGACUUGCAAAAGCUGGACGACAUCUCAAAACGCAUACCUAUUCAAGGCGGAAGAUAUGCUGAGGCUGAAAGUAAAUUAAGCGAGGGAUAA
This is a messenger RNA of Talaromyces rugulosus, 990 nucleotides long. RefSeq lists its product as uncharacterized. NCBI's taxonomy places the organism in Eukaryota, Fungi, Ascomycota, Eurotiomycetes, Eurotiales, Trichocomaceae. The transcript has a single exon. The coding region runs from base 1 to 990 and encodes 329 amino acids. The record is from RefSeq and is a predicted model, not a curated record. Gene Ontology annotation, cellular component: cytoplasm.